AUAAGUCUCUUUGUUCUUAAUUGGUUACAUGUUCUUUCUUAACCCAUGCUUACGGGAAUCAAGAGCAGCAUUUAUUCAUUCUCUCUCAAAGAAGCAGACUCAAAAGAUACCAUUCAAGCUUCACGGAAUUCCAGUAUCAACCGCUUUCCACCCUUCUCUUUCAGUUUUCUUCAUGUCAACAAAGAAAAAUAUCCGUGCCUAUGAUUUGGUGAAACAAAAACUCAUCAAGAAACUUGAAACUCAUUUUCAUGAAGUAUCAUCAGUUGCUAUCCACUCAAGCGGUGACCAUGUCAUUGUUGGAAGUAAAGAAGGGAAACUUGGUUGGUUUGACAUGGACCUUUCAUCUAAGCCUUACAGAGUUCUCAAAUGCCAUCCAAAAGACAUAAACAAGGUUGCCUUCCAUCGUUCCUACCCUUUGUUUGCUUCAUGUUCCGAUGAUUGCACUGCAUAUGUCUUCCAUGGCAUGGUUUAUUCAGAUCUGAACCAAAAUCCCCUUAUUGUUCCUCUAGAGAUUCUCCGAGGACAUACCACUACAAACGGGAGAGGUGUUCUCGACUGUACGUUCCAUCCUAAACAACCUUGGUUAUUUACUGCCGGGAGUGAUUCUGUGAUCAGGCUCUAUUGUGACUAACUGCAUUCUUUCUUCUCGUAAUACUUGUAUGAUUAUGAGCCAAACAACCUUAAUGUCCAUGAAAGUGGACACUGAUCUCUGUUUAUUUGACUUCAAUUGGUCUGCAAUUUUGGUCUUGUUGUCUGUAGUAGUGAUUAGUGAACUGCAAUGGGAAUUUCCUUAUAUGAAAAGUGUAUUAGUUUUAUUCAGGAAUUUGAGGGAAUACAUGAAAUUGAAUCAAACUUUAAAUAAAAU
Molecule: messenger RNA, 865 nt
Organism: Cuscuta campestris
Lineage: Eukaryota; Viridiplantae; Streptophyta; Magnoliopsida; Solanales; Convolvulaceae
Source: the annotation of a GenBank genome assembly